This is a messenger RNA of Photinus pyralis (common eastern firefly), 1920 nucleotides long. RefSeq names its product receptor expression-enhancing protein 1 (gene ReepA). Bases 173 to 1576 code for a protein of 467 amino acids. Gene Ontology annotation, molecular function: microtubule binding. The transcript is spliced from 8 exons. The record is from RefSeq and is a predicted model, not a curated record. Lineage: Eukaryota; Metazoa; Arthropoda; Insecta; Coleoptera; Lampyridae. Gene Ontology annotation, cellular component: cytoplasmic microtubule; endoplasmic reticulum tubular network; endoplasmic reticulum membrane. Gene Ontology annotation, biological process: endoplasmic reticulum tubular network organization.
GCCGCUUGCUAUGACAACAAUGUAUGGAAGUAAACGGCCUGCUGCUGGCCAGCUGGUCUAGCAACAUAUUUUUAAAUUCAAAUGUUUAUUGUUUUUAAAGUUGACAGAAUUUUGCUUGUUAAAAGGCGUCGCUAGUUAAACGUAUACAGUUUUAUUGUGUGAUUGUGAAUGAAUGAAAAUGAUAUCGUCCAUCAUAUCUCGAUUAGUCAUAUUGAUCUGUGGAACACUUUAUCCCGCGUAUGCUUCAUAUAAGGCUGUGAGAACGAAGAAUGUUAAGGAAUACGUAAAAUGGAUGAUGUAUUGGAUCGUUUUCGCACUUUUUACGUGUGCAGAAACAUUUACAGAUGUAUUCCUUAGUUGGUUUCCAUUUUAUUACGAGAUUAAAAUUAUUCUAGUGAUAUGGCUUCUUUCGCCCGCAACGAAAGGUUCCAGUAUUUUAUAUCGCAAAUUUGUUCAUCCCAUGCUUAGCAAAAGAGAACAUGAAAUUGAUGAGUACAUCGCAAAAGCUAAGGAGCAAAGUUAUAAACAAAUGUUAGAUUUAGGCUCGAAGGGCGUUAAUGUGCUUAUGCAGACUGCAAUUAAGGGUGGUGGAGGUAUAGUAAAUCAGCUGCGAAAAAGUUAUAGUCUAAGUGAUUUAAGUAAUUCUCACGAUCAAGCGGAAAGUGACGAGACUGAUUCGGUAGCAGAAUCUGUUGUAUUAAGAAAAAAAAGAGUUCCUUACGCAGCUUCGACCACUUCCGCAAUAUAUUUUUCGGAAGUUGAUGUUAGGCAUGAUGUAAUGGCGCACAUACCAUCGCCUGAAGAUGCGGGAUUUGGAUAUUCCAGUGGAGAUUCAUUAUACAGUGGUCAACUAUCUAAAGCCCAGUCGAAAGAAAGCUUAGUUCGAAGCGGAUCAAUUGGCUCAACAAGACCUCGCUCUGUAAGAAUCACUCGAUCAACGACAGUUCCUAAAAAUACUGCGCAAGCUGUUGAUUCUAAUCGGUCCCGUAAAAAUGAUUUUGAUAAUGUACAGCGUGAAGAGUCAGAUUCUUCUAGCGAAUUUUUGGAUGCAAAUGACGAUAAUGCAUUGAACCGCCAAGUUGAAGUAAGCAAAGAAAUAUGCCGUAGUAACUUUAGUUUGAACGAUUCAGUUACCAAAACAGUAGAUAAACGAGCUGGGAAAUAUAACAAAAAAUCUGCACCUUUACCACCACAGUCUAUUGGUAAAGAAGGAUGUGAUAGCAUUCCAACAAUAAAGGCGACGUUAGUACUAACUCCCGGCGCACUUAAAUCAGAUAAACCUUCCAAUAGAAAGCAAAGUACAAAGUCUGACCAAAGUUCUCCACUAACACGUUUAAUGUUGUUUCAAAAAAAAGUGCAACAUUUUUGGCAUAAAGACUUUGGGAGUGAAAGGAAUUUGCAACCUAUGAGUAAUGCUAAACGAUCGUCUUGGUAUGCCGAAUUACCUAAAACUACCCAAUUGCUGUUGGUGAAUUCAAAACCAAUUUCAAAAAGCGCAGAAAAUUUUCAAGCUAAACCAUCACCACAAUACAGGCCACUAUGUUCGGGAAACGAACAUGAUACCGAUAGUCAUUGAUUGAUACAAGGUAAUGUCAAGUGCCACAUUACCCCGCACAAAGAAGACAACAGUGAAGAAAAAACCUGCCUGAGAAGUAGGUAGGUAAUGCUCCCUAAUUUCGCAGCUCAUAUAGGUACCAAUCCAGUAUGUUAAUAAUUUGGUUAUACACUUUUUGUUUUCUGUACUGAUAAUAUGCUUGCACAAAUAUAGACCUAAUAUUUGUAGUAAGUGUAUAGUUUGUUGUAAAAUUAUUGAAUCAGAGGAUUAUCGGUUGUGCUGUAUUUGUAUUAAUUUAUUUAUUAAGUAUAUUUGAAAAUUAUGAGACACUGUUAAAAUAAAUGAUAUUAUAUUAAAGGUGAUUA